AUGAUGUGCCCUCCCACGUGGUUGUUUUCAGAUGCUCUCACCGGUGCUGCUCCACGAUUGCUCGACGAGAAUUUCAUAGCGGACGCGACAAUGCGCGGCAGCCAUCCGACGGUGUACACGGAGGGCCGCGGUCAAGUGCACAUCGAAAUUCAAGCCCUCAUGAAGGGACUUAAGGCCCAGAUUCAAGCACCCCCUAUUGCGCUGUCGAGCGCCGAUCUCAGAAAAGGGUCGCUGCAAAGAGGCGGGGCGAAAUCGCGCGCCUUGGAGGGCCUGCCGCGCCAUCGAGAGAGCACUGACGGCAGAAGAAUUUCCAAAAAGGGCCUCCGUUUGAAUGCCGCCGGUUCCAGCAAGGCACAGCAAAGCAUGGACCAGCCGGUGUUGCGGCCCAUCAGUGGUUUGGGCCAAACGACAUGA
Molecule: messenger RNA, 414 nt
Organism: Ostreobium quekettii
Lineage: Eukaryota; Viridiplantae; Chlorophyta; Ulvophyceae; Bryopsidales; Ostreobiaceae
Source: the annotation of a GenBank genome assembly